AGAAUGACAGUAAAACAGAAAUUGUGUUUUUCUUUUGUCAGAACUCUGAAAAGUUAAUUAUUUUAGAUCCUAAAAUGAUUUAAAAGUUAUAUUAUUAAAAGCAAAAUAAAUAACACGUACGAUCGACAUUUAAUAUUCAUAGAAAAUGACUGAAUCUGUACAGGAAAAGGGUAAUAUAUCCAUAAAAAAAAUCGUAAAAUUCGGUACACUAACCACACUUGCUUUUAUCCUGGGAUGGAUUCACUAUAAAUAUGUGUCAACUAUCUAUGAAAACGUCACACACUUCUCACACUUGUCUGAGACGGAACGAGAGAUGUCAUUCUACUCUGAAUCAGCUUUCUACUAUUCAUUCUACAAAACCCUGGUCGAAGAGAGGCCUUUCAUUGUGGGUAUGUCCAAACUGAUGAAUGAUCAGAAAGUGGAAUAUCCAAACUACGUGAAUGCUUUUAACAGGUUCAAUAUACAUCCAGAGGUUCUAAUUGCCUCCCUAUACCGCUAUUUAGAGCCCUGGAUUAAUAACACGCGACAGUGCCACACAGUGAGCCGAGGUUAUGACCUGUCGCCUGUGGAGAGCUGUGUAGGCAUUGGGCAACCAGUCAUAUUCUACUUGGAGGCAAUAUGGUGGCUGUCAGCACUGACACUGGCGGCCUUGUUCCUGCAUGCUACUGCCCUCAGCGAAAGUGUACUUGGAGGGUUAUUAGCUGCAGUUCAGUACUUCGCGAACCAUGUUGAGUGCACUCGAGUCCAAUGGCUUCCAAAUCAGAGAGAGAACAUGGCUAUAGCCCUAUUGCUGCUGCAGGCCUGGCUGCUCAGUAUGCAGCUCAGGGUCAAUCACCGGAGAGCUGCUUUCACUCUGCAGGUGACAAUAUUCAUCAUAAACUGUCUGUGCCUGCUUUUCUGGCAGUUCACCCAGUUCAUAUUCCUAACGCAACUCGCUAUUUUCUUCAUGAUGGAGCAAUUACGAAUUAUAAAUUGUAAAACAUUAUGUAUGUUGUUACAUUCACACUUUUGCGGCCUACAUCUGGCUGUCUUGCUCCUAAAUGGAAACGAUAUGCUAAAAUCGUCUUUAUAUACCUCGUUCUUCAUCGUAACUUCAAUAUAUAGUUUAUUAUUCAGCAAUUUACGCAUUAAGGUCCAAAAUUGUUUGGAUUUAUUUGUUGAAGCGUGGCUAGUAUUAUUAAGAAGCGGUAUAGUUGUGUGCGCGUCUAUAUAUUUGAAAAAGAUGAUUAACGAUUUCUUAGAGGUGCAAGAGGAUAACCAUGUGUGGGACAUACUAUUCUCAAAGUUUACCGAUUAUAAAAAUUUUCAUUCAUUAAUGUAUACGUGUUCAGAAGAAUUUGACUUUCUACCUUGGAGUUCAGUUAUGAAUAUGGUGAAUACUUUCUUAAUACCGUUUGCUUUUCUUGGUAUAUUUAACGUUUGCAACUAUUGGAUUGGAAAUGCUUUACGUACAUUAAAACAAAAAGAGUCAGAAGCAAUAUCUGUUAAAAAAGAUAAGGACAGCGAUACAGAAGACAGCGGCAUUGAAAAUACGGAAAUAGAGAAAGCAUAUAAAGAAACGCCAGAGAAACCGGAUGCCCCGGAUAAUGUGAUAAAGUUCCUGAGCCAGUUGAACGUGGACGCGGCCAUAUUCUAUAAUGUGUCGCAGUUGGUCGUGUACGGCGCGAUGGCGGCGAUAGUGAUGCGACUCAAGUUGCUGUUCACGACGCAACUCUGCGUCGUGGCCGCACUCAUGAUGAACACCAAAUAUUAUUUAAUUCCCAAGACCUCCAAGAAAUAUAUACCUGUGUUCUGGGCACUAUGCCUGCUACCCCUGGCGUAUAAACUUACAAUAAACACAUCCGAAGAACUCUCAUAUAUUGACGAAUACAGCAACCCGCCACUAGAGGAGCUGCUGUCGUUCAUCCGCACGAGUACACCGGAGACGGCCGCGUUCGCGGGCUCGCUGCCGACGCUGGCGGCCGUGCUGCUCAGCGCCAGGCGGCCCGUCGUCGCACAUCCGCACUACGAACACUUUGAAGCGAGACAACGAGCAUACUCUGUGAUGAAGGCUUACGGCAGGUUCUCCUCGCACGAGUUGUACCAGGAGCUUAGCAAGCUCAAGGCGAUUUACCUCAUUGUUGAGAACAACUAUUGCUAUGGCAAGAGCAGCACCGGGUGUUCGUUCGCGGACAUCUGGGACGCGGAGUCGCCGGCGCACGCGCAGCGCCCGCGGCUGUGCCACACGCUGCUGACCGACCCCCCGCACCACUUCUAUAAGGUCUUCUCUAACGAACGAUACUCCGUCUUCUGGAUACACGACUUUAGUGUCAGGUACAUGCCACGAAGUUUCGAUAGCUGACACCUGCCACUCGCAGACCGCCGGGUCGAGCGCAGAAAGCCGCGGCUACACCGUCGCAACCCGUAGCCGGACAGGACUUUUCAUAGCACAUUGUGAUUUCUUUGUGGAUGAUAAUACAUAUGUCUGAAUUUGCAAUCGCGAGCGAUGACAUACUAGUCAUGUCAUAUGUUCCCGAAUCAUAUUGGAUAUUUAGGAAUCAUCCAAUUUGUCUGACAGAGAAAACUAUAGACUUAGCCAUGUCUUUCGUUUUGCUUGUGAAAGAGAAACGCUUAUUAGAAGUACACAUAAAGGGACAGAGCGCUAAUAUAUUUAGCCCCUCACCGUGUGCGGUUUUAUGUUUUGCAUGGAUAUGUUCUAUCUCAUUUGGCUACGCUAGCUUGCCUUUAGUUUUCUCUGUCUUUGAUUUUGAGUCACUAAUUGCCAGAAAAACGGCUACCCGUAAAAGGAGUGUAAUUAUAAAACUUGUAUAUGUGAUUUGUGAUCUCCAAGUGAUAAAAAGUUAAAUUUAUAUUUUCAUAAGGGAUGAGGAUCAAUUACAAUCGGUCUAGAAAGUGAAGAAAACGGCUUUUGAUGACUUUUUUUUUGUCAUUGCAAUACCAAAUAUAAUGGUCAAGAUUGGUUGAUAAACACGCAGUGUUGCCAGACAACAGGAGACAGCGACCUCAUUGAAUUUCUUCACUUUCUUGGCAGACUGUAUGUCAUAUCACUUUUUCAAUUUAAUUGUACAUAAUAUGGCCACAUUGUAAUUUGAUUAAGAAUGUAUAAUAUAUACAAAUAGAAGACAAUAUAUAUUUUAGAUAUUUAAGGUACCUACAUUGUUAGCAGGUCUCGUUUUUAUCCAUUCUUUCUUUGGCAUACAUUAAGGAUGUAGUCUUCGGCAUCUCUAAUGGUAAAAGUAGCUGGUGCAAGCGAAAAUGAGCAGUAGAACAAGUAGACAUAGUAAUCAAGAGUAUGAUAUUAAAGUUGAUUUCAUGUGAAUAUAAAUUAAAAUGUAAAUAAAUAUUAAGUCAUCAAUAUUAUACUAACGAACUUUGCAAUAAUAUACAUGUUAUUUACAUAUAAACAUUCCUCUUCUAUCGAUCUAUUUACCUAAAACCUGUAGUUUUUUAAAAAUAUUCGUUGUGAUACGAAAAACAGACGGCGGGGAGAUACUUUAUUUUAUACGAUGUAUGUCUGAAAAAGAUAAUUUGAACAUAGUAAACUCUGACUGUGCCGACCUGGUUAGCCAUGGUUCAGAGGCUAGAACUUUAUUUACUACAGGGUCACAAAGGCCUGUCCAUGUAUCAUAUCAUUCAUUUAACGUCAGCCAAUGAUUUCAUAAAAGCUUUUUACGCCGAUCUAGUUUUACGAGUUUGAUUAAUAAAUUGAAUUGGUCAGCAAAGAAAUUUAUGUCGAAAGACAUUUUUUUUAUUUCCCCGUACUAAUUUGUUGAUUGAACUUUUGCAUGGAAAUAUUUUUACUACAUGUCCCUGUAAAUUAAUAUAAAAGUUGCAGCGUCAAAAGAUUACCCUGUUACUAUGGGAUUACUAACUCCUAAUUCCAUGCUUGUUACAUGUCACGGUCACGGCCAUUAUUAUAAAAUCUACUACAAAGUACCUACUAAUUCCAUGUGUGCUACAUUCAGUUUUUUUGUUAAACUGCGAUUCUGCAAUAUAGUGAUGUAGGUAUUAAUUUGUUCUUGGAAAAGCCGUUUGUUAUUUUCUAUUUAUAAUUUGUCAUAGUGGUGGUCAAAUCGUUGUCAUGAUUUUUACCGUUAUUUGUAUUCUUAUUGAGUCAAACUAUAAAAAUAGAAUUUUAACUGAAGUAUAAUAUAAAUAUUAUAUAGUAAAGGCUAAGUUUCUGUCAGAUCUUGUAUGUACCUAUGCUAUUUCAAUAUCCAUUGCUCCAAGUUUAAAAAAAAAACAGAAUUAAGAUGUACAUUAUAUAACUAAGAUAGAUUAAAUAAUAGCAAAACGAUGCCCAUCUCAAUAAACGAUUUGAAAUACAUAGUA
Messenger RNA from Plodia interpunctella (Indianmeal moth), 4332 nucleotides. RefSeq lists its product as uncharacterized. The record is from RefSeq and is a predicted model, not a curated record. NCBI's taxonomy places the organism in Eukaryota, Metazoa, Arthropoda, Insecta, Lepidoptera, Pyralidae. Bases 146 to 2341 code for a protein of 731 amino acids. The transcript has 10 exons. Gene Ontology annotation, molecular function: mannosyltransferase activity. Gene Ontology annotation, cellular component: nuclear inner membrane.